This is a messenger RNA of Vombatus ursinus (common wombat), 4990 nucleotides long. RefSeq names its product ADAM metallopeptidase with thrombospondin type 1 motif 16 (gene ADAMTS16). The record is from RefSeq and is a predicted model, not a curated record. Gene Ontology annotation, cellular component: extracellular matrix. The coding region runs from base 1 to 3687 and encodes 1228 amino acids. Gene Ontology annotation, biological process: proteolysis; extracellular matrix organization. Lineage: Eukaryota; Metazoa; Chordata; Mammalia; Diprotodontia; Vombatidae. The transcript is spliced from 23 exons. Gene Ontology annotation, molecular function: metalloendopeptidase activity.
AUGACCUUAAGGAGCUGGGUUGUAUUCUGGUUAUUGCUGCUGUUUGAAAUAGAAUUAAAGCGUGCACCUGUGUGUGCUGUGGAAACAGCAGCUGGCGUUCUUGGAAGCCAAAACUUCCCGCAUCCCUCGCUGCACUCAGAGUUAGCGGACUUGGUGGAAAACAGUGAAUAUGAAAUUGUAUCAGCUUAUGAAAUACAUCCAAAUGGAGAAUAUAUGACACAUGAAAUUAUGCACCAUCAAAGGAGAAAGAGGUCACCUUCUCAUCUAGGAACUGAUUCUCUUCACCUUCGGCUGCAUGGAUUUGGACAUGACUUUCACAUGGAUCUUAAAACUUCUGACAGCCUAAUAGCUCCUGGAUUUAUGGUACAAACGUUAGGAAAGAAAGGCACUAAAUCAGUACAUACUUUCCCACCAGAGGAAUUCUGCUUUUAUCAAGGCUCCUUACGAUCCCACCAGAACUCAUCAGUAGCGCUUUCAACAUGUAAAGGUUUGUCAGGUCUGAUAAGAACCCAGGAAGCAGAUUACUUCUUGAAACCACUUCCUCUGCACCUAGCCUUUAAAUUGAACUAUUCAGCAUCUGAUGGACAUCAUUCCCAUGUACUUUACAAAAGAUCCAUAGGAGCCCAGCCUCACAGUGAUAAUGAAAUCAUGAUGAUUGAGAGGAAAAGAGAACUGGAAAAGCACAGCAGAUUAUAUCAAGAAAACCAGCAUCUUCACCAUGGAUUUAACCUCAAGCACCCACAAAAGCAGCAUUUCUGUGGAAGGCGCAAGAAAUAUAUGCCAAAGCCUCCCAAAGAAGAUCUUUUCAUCUUACCUGAUGAGUAUAAAUAUCCAUUGCGGAACAAGCGUUCUCUCCUGAAAACCCACAAAAAUAAUGAACUGAAUGUGGAAACACUAGUGGUAGUUGACAAAAAGAUGAUGCAAAACCAUGGUCAUGAAAAUAUUACAACAUACGUCUUGACUAUACUCAAUAUGGUGUCUGCUUUGUUUAAAGAUGGAACAAUAGGUGGCAAUAUCAACAUUGCAGUUGUGGGUCUCAUUCUUCUAGAAGAGGAGCAGCCAGGACUUGUGAUCAAUCACCAUGCAGACCAUACCUUAAGUAGUUUCUGCCAGUGGCAGUCUGGACUGAUAGGAAAAGAUGGAACCCGCCAUGAUCAUGCAGUCUUACUUACUGGACUGGAUAUAUGUUCCUGGAAGAAUGAGCCAUGUGAUACUUUGGGAUUUGCACCCAUAAGUGGAAUGUGUAGCAAAUAUCGCAGCUGCACUGUUAACGAAGAUACGGGUCUUGGCCUAGCUUUUACCAUUGCCCAUGAGUCUGGACACAACUUUGGCAUGGUCCAUGAUGGAGAAGGAAACGUGUGCAAGAAGUCUGAGGGUAACAUCAUGUCCCCUACAUUGGCAGGACACAAUGGAGUCUUUUCCUGGUCAUCUUGUAGUCGCCAGUAUCUGUACAAAUUUUUAAGCACUGCUCAAGCCAUAUGCCUUGCUGAUCAGCCUAAGCCUGUGAAUGAAUACAAGUAUCCUGAAAAGCUGCCUGGAGAAUUGUAUGAUGCCAACACACAAUGCAAGUGGCAAUUCGGGGAGAAGGCCAAGCUUUGCAUGUUGGACUUCAAAAAGGAUAUAUGUAAAGCACUGUGGUGCCAUCGAAUUGGAAGAAAAUGUGAGACAAAAUUUAUGCCAGCUGCAGAAGGCACUAUUUGUGGUCAUGACAUGUGGUGUCGUGGUGGUCAAUGUGUGAAAUAUGGUGACGAAGGUCCCAAGCCAACCCACGGACACUGGUCAGAUUGGUCUAGUUGGUCUCCUUGUUCUAGGACAUGUGGAGGAGGAAUAUCUCACAGAGAUCGUCACUGUACCAAUCCAAGGCCAUCACAUGGAGGAAAAUUUUGUGAGGGUUCCACCCGGACACUGAAACUUUGUAACAGUCAGAGCUGUCCCCAGAAUAGCAUUGACUUUAGGACCAUCCAAUGUGCUGAGUACAACAGCAAGCAAUUUCGAGGAUGGUACUACAAGUGGAAGCCUUACACUCAAGUAGAAGAUCAGGACUUAUGCAAACUCUAUUGUAUCGCAGAAGGAUUUGAUUUCUUCUUUUCUUUGUCAAAUAAAGUCAAAGAUGGGACACCGUGCUCAGAGAACACCCGUAAUGUGUGUAUAGAUGGGAUAUGUGAGACAGUCGGCUGUGACCAUGUCCUUGGCUCUAGUGCCACUGAAGACUCUUGCGGGGUGUGCAAAGGAAAUAAUUCGAGUUGCAGACUUUACAAAGGUCAUUAUGCUAAACACCACUACACGAACCAGUACUAUCAGAUAGUCACCAUUCCUGCUGGUGCCCGGAGUAUUCAUAUACAUGAGAUGAAUGUAUCUACCUCCUAUAUAGCCGUGCGCAAUACUCUCAAAAGAUACUAUUUGAAUGGUUACUGGACAGUGGACUGGCCUGGCCGAUACAAGUUUUCUGGUACUGCCUUUGACUACCGACGGUCAUACAAUCAACCAGAGUCUUUAACCUCUUCUGGACCAACCAACGAAACCUUAGUGGUAGAGCUUCUCUUUCAAGGUCGGAACCCAGGAAUUAGCUGGGAAUAUUCAAUUCCUAAAUUGGAAAAUGAGAGGAAGCCUGGAUCAAAGCACAACUAUACAUGGGCCAUCAUCCGUUCUGAAUGUUCAGCUACCUGUGGUGGAGGACAGAUGACCACAAAAGAAGGCUGUUACCGAGACAUGAGGCUUCAAGUAAACACAUCAUUUUGCAAUCCAAGGACUCGACCAGUUACAGGAGUUAUACCUUGUAAAAUGCCAGCCUGUCCUCCCAGCUGGUCAGUGGGGAACUGGAGCACCUGCAGCUUGACCUGUGGCAUAGGAGAACAAUCUAGGCUGGUUCAGUGCAUACAGCGGAUUCACUCUAAAUCAGAGGUGGUCUCUGCCACUCUUUGCCCUCAGCCAAUCCCUCCCAGCAGACAGAUCUGUAAUACACAGAGCUGCCCACCAGCCUGGAGUGCAGGGCCCUGGUCAGAGUGUUCAAGAACAUGUGGGAAAGGAUGGAAAAAGAGAUCAGUGACCUGUAAAAGCACUAACCCGUCUGCUCGGGCUCAGAUUCUGCCUGAUGCUGUCUGUUUCACAGAAAUGAAACCCCAAACUCAAGAAGCCUGUUUGCUUAAACGCUGCCAUAAGCACAAGAAACUACAAUGGAUUGUGUCUGCCUGGUCAGAGUGCUCUGUAACUUGUGAAAGAGGAAUACAGAAAAGGUUGUUAAAAUGUGCAGAAAAAUAUGUUUCUGGAAAAUACAGAGAGCUGGCUUCAAAGAAAUGCUUACAUUUGCCAAAGCCAAACCUGGACUUGGAAAGAGAAUGCACCCUGUCUUCAUGUCCCAAGCAAACAGUGUACUCUGCAGUGAGACAUGUUAGGGGCACUUGGUACUCUUCUCCCUGGUCUCAGUGCACAGCAACUUGUGGAGGUGGAGUUCAAACACGAUCAGUCCAGUGCCUAGCAAGUGGCCGGCCAACCACAGGAUGCUUUCCACAGCAGAAACCUAUCAGCUCCCUAGCCUGCAAUACCCACUUCUGUCCUAUCCCAGAGAAGAAAGAUAUCUUCUGUAAAGAUUACUUCAGUUGGUGCUACUUGGUGCCCCAGCAUGGAAUGUGCAACCACAAAUUUUAUGGCAAACAGUGCUGUAGGUCUUGUUCAAAAUCUAAUUUGUAAUUUAGGACUGAUUCCCAUGGUGGGAAAAAAUAAUUUUUCAGCACAAGAAAAGAGCUGCACAAUCUGAAUUGGGCUGUGCCCAAGUAAGAUAGAAAUCCGAAGAAUAACUAGGCUUGGUUCUUUGACUUUGGGAAUAUUUUUUAAUGGGCCUGAAUACACACACACACACACACACACACACACACACACACACACACACACAUGCAAACGGUAUUAUGAAUGGUUUAAACAUGGAAGCCUUGUAUAACCUUUUGCAGUAUUAUGGUGGGUGUCAAACCUACCAGUACUGCAAGCAAAAGGAACCUAUUCUAAAGGGGAUGGACAAAGUUUUGCUAAGGAGUAUGUUGUUGUUGUUGUUUUUCUUUUAAUCUCAAAUAAAUUAAGGCCCCAAACUAGGCCAAGAUGAACUUGCUAUAGCAUAUGUGGUGCUUUCUGAAGAAAAGAAAAAAUCUGUGAAGAGGACGACAAGUUAAAAUGACCUACCACCAGGCACAUGCAGUAUCUCGCCCCUCUCAUCUCUGUGGUCCCUUCCAGCUCUUAAGUUCUGAAAUUCUCUGAGUCUUCUUUUUUAAAAGGGAGCAGGUGUUACAAGAACAGAAGCUAUCAGGCCUGUGCAGCCAUCCUCCCCAGCUGCUGUUCCUGUUUCUGAAUACUUCCUCAUUCACUAACAAUAUCAAAAUUUCCAUCAACAUACUUGAAGCACUUGAACCUGGACGCUGUGUCUUGAUUCAUGCACCAGAUGUGGAAAGGGGGAAAAAUGAAAUAUCUCCAAAGGUGCUUCCUUCCCUUUCAGACUCAUGAGCCAAAUGAGAGUUUUCUUCUGUUUUAUUUUUUAUAUCUAUCUGUUAUUUACAAAGGAGCCUUCCUAUUUAAACUUAUUUCUUUAUGCUUUGCUGUAACAGAAAGGAAGGAAAGAAGGAAGAAAGAAGGGAAGAAAGAAGGAAAAAAUUGUUCUGUAUCAUCUUUUUUUUUUAAAUGUCUGGUUAUGCCCAAAUCCUGCUGUCCUUUAUUAAAAAAUUAUGGUACUACUAAAAUAGUUGUCUGCUAAAUAACCAACUUUCUAAACUAGAAAUCCAUGUUUUAUAUGUGUGGCAGUUUGGGGGUUGGUUUGUUUUUGCAAUACCCAUUUAGAAUGAAUGCCAACAUUUCACGAAUGAAAAAGCUGCACAUCGUCCUGUUUCUGACAUACUCCAUUUCAGUAUUGGUGCUGCCUUAAAGUUAAUGUUCCAUGGUGCAGCUCCACUUGUAAUGAGCACCUGAAUAUUUAUGUUUUCUGAAAUUUUAUAAUAAAUUUUUUAUUGUA